AUGCCGACCGUUGUCGCAAAGGGCCCCUCCGGCGUGCCCCCCACUACCGAAGAGAUUUCGUCCCUUCUCAACACUAUCUUCUCCGCCGAGUCCUCCCAGCAGUCCCUCGAUGGCGCAUAUGCGUUGACCAACCUUCUCAUUCAGAGCGUGGGUUGCGCAGGCCUCCUGAACUACGACAUUCUCGCCGAGACGAAGAAGGCUGCCGUUGAUAAGAAGAAUGGCGCCAAGCGUGAGAGUGCCAUGCUUAUCAUUGGCGCUCUGUUCGAGCGCUUCCCUCGCGAGUUCCCUCUCAGUGAAUACGUGUUCCUGAUGCACGAUGGCGGCAUCUUUAACAUUGCACUGGAUUCCCUGGCCGACAAGGGUGCUGUCGUACGCGAUGCUGCCCAGUACGCCAUCGACGCUCUCUUCGGGGCUCUCAGCCCCGAGGCUAUGGUCAACGCCCUGCUGCCCGCCCUAGAGAGCUACCUGAGCAAAGGUUCUGGUAAGUGGCAGGGUUUCGUUGGCGCUUAUUCGCUUCUUGAGAAGAUGGCCGUCAAGGCGCAACUUGGCAACGGCACCAAGGAGGAAGAGCGUCAAAAGGACCUGCUGCGCGAUGCAAUGGGCAAGACCCUGAAGGAGCUCAUUCCUAUCGUCGAGUCCGGUAUGCAUGACUUGAAGGCUGAAGUGACCAAGCAGUCCUGCAAGACCAUGAACGCCCUCACCACCCUCUUGUCCAACGACGAUGUCGCCCCCCGUAUCCCGCUUCUGAUUAAGACCAUGGAGCAACCCUCUGCCCAGACACUCCAGAAGGCAAUCCACGCCCUCUCCCAGACUACUUUCGUCGCCAUUGUCACAUCCCCUGUGUUGGCCAUGCUCACCCCUCUUCUCGAGCGGUCCCUCAACACUCCCACCACUCCUCAAGAAACUCUGCGCCAGACCGUGGUCGUUGUGGAGAACUUGACCAAGCUGGUUCACGACCCCAUGGAGGCUCGUACUUUCCUUCCCAAGCUCCAGCCUGGUGUAAAGUCCGUCAAGGACCGUGCCUCUCUACCCGAGGUCCGUGAAUUGUCGGCCCGCGCUCUCGACGUGAUCGAAAAGGCUAUGAGUGACAGCAAUGUCGCGACUGGUUCUAUCAUGAAGAUCACGCCUGAGGAGGUCCUGACUGUGUUGGACGCCAAGAUUCAGGAACAGGGCGGCCUUGCUGGCUUUGGCGACGUGAAGCUGCAGGAGGCGGUCAAGUUCUUCGUUGCCGGCAUGAUCCGUGAGGACAUCAACUGCCGCAUGUACGACCGUAUCCCAGCCUGUACUGCCCCUUACCUCCGUGGUCUCAUGUCGGAGGAAAAGGCUACUGCCGUUGCUACUGCUGUCGAGGCCCACUACGUUGCCGAGGACGAGAUCAAGUACGGCAAGCCUGCUCCCGAAGACCCCAAUGAGGUGGAGAUUGUCAAUGCCGACUUCUCUCUCGCUUACGGAGGUAUGCUACUGCUCUCUCACACCAAGCUGCGCCUCCUCAAGGGUCACCGUUACGGUCUCUGCGGUCGCAACGGUGCUGGAAAAUCCACCUUGAUGCGCAGUAUCGCCAACGACAAGCUCGAGGGUUUCCCUCCUCAGGACCAAGUGCGCACUUGCUUUGUCGAGCACAACCAGGGUGAGGAUGCGGACCUCAGCAUUUUCGAGUAUGUGUCCAAGGAUCCCAAGAUUGCCUCUCAAGGCAAGGAGCACAUCGCCGAGGUUCUCCUCGAGUUCGGCUUCACCGAUGGCCCUGAGGGUCGCCAGUCCCAGCCUGUGGGCUCCCUGUCCGGUGGAUGGAAGAUGAAGUUGGCUCUGGCCCGUGCCAUGCUCCAGAAGGCCGAUGUCCUCCUGCUGGACGAACCGACUAACCACUUGGAUGUGGCCAACGUCAAAUGGUUGCAGGAGUACCUCAAGAAGCACACUGACAUCACCAGUUUGAUCGUCAGUCACGACUCUGGCUUCCUGGAUGAGGUCUGCACAGACAUCUACCACUACGAGGGCAAGAAGCUCGUUUCCUACAAGGGUAACCUUGCCGACUUUGUCAAGGUCAAGCCCGAGGGAAAGAGUUACUACACCCUGUCUGCCUCCAAUGUGCAGUUCAAGUUCCCUCCUCCCGGUAUUCUAUCUGGUAUCAAGUCCCAGACCCGUGCCAUUCUUCGCAUGAGCAACGUUUCUUUCACCUACCCCAAUGCCCCCAAGCCAUCUCUGCAUGAUGCCUCGUUGUCACUUACCCUCUCCUCCCGCGUGGCCAUCAUCGGAGGUAACGGUGCUGGAAAGUCCACCUUCAUCAAGAUCCUGACUGGUGAAACCAUUCCCCAGAGUGGCAAGGUCGAGAAGCACCCCAAUUUGCGUAUUGGUUACAUCAAGCAGCACGCUCUUGAGCACGUGGAGAUGCACUUGGAGAAGACCCCCAGUCAGUACCUCCAGUGGCGUUAUGCCAACGGUGAUGACCGUGAAGUGUUCCUUAAGCAGACACGUAUCUUGACUGAAGCCGACAAGGCUCAGCUCGAGAAGCACGUUGACUUGGGUGACGGUCGCGGUGCCCGCCGUAUCGAAGCCUUGAUUGGUCGCCAGAAGUGGAAGAAGUCCUUCCAGUAUGAGGUGAAAUGGGUUGGUCUCCUUCCCAAGAACAACACCAUGAUCUCACGCGAGACCUUACUGGAGCUCGGCUUCUUCAAGAUGGUCCAAGAGUUCGAUGAUCACGAGGCUUCGCGUGAAGGUCUCGGUUUCCGUGUUCUUGACCCCAAGACCAUCUCCAAGCACUUCGAGGAUAUCGGCAUGGACCCCGAGAUCGCCAACCACAACGAGAUCUCCGGUCUGUCCGGUGGUCAGAAGGUCAAGGUCGUGCUGGCCGGCGCCAUGUGGAACAACCCCCAUCUGCUGGUCCUGGACGAGCCGACUAACUUCUUGGACCGUGACUCCCUGGGUGGUCUGGCUGUGGCCAUUCGUGACUUCAAGGGUGGCGUUGUUAUGAUUUCUCACAACGAAGAGUUCGUGGGCGCCCUCUGCCCUGAGCAGUUGCACAUCGCCGACGGACGUGUCGUCAGCCGUACCAACAACGCCGUCAGCCUGGACCGCUUCGAGGACAGCGCUCCGAACACGCCCUCUGCCCCUGGCACCCCUGCCACUGGCUCGGCUACCACCAGCGCUGCCCCAUCUGCCGUUAACUCUGGAGAUGAAGGCGAACUCAAGUUCCGCGCUAAGAAGAAGAAGAAGAUGACCCGUGCCCAGCUCAAGGACCGUGAGGCCCGCCGCCGUCUUCGUCACAUCGAAUGGUUGAACUCCCCCAAGGGCACCCCCAAGCCCCAGGAUACCGACGAUGAGGCCUAA
Molecule: messenger RNA, 3321 nt
Organism: Penicillium arizonense
Lineage: Eukaryota; Fungi; Ascomycota; Eurotiomycetes; Eurotiales; Aspergillaceae
Product: putative mRNA-nucleus export ATPase (Elf1)
Exons: 3
Coding region: 1-3321 (1106 amino acids)
Molecular function (GO): ATP hydrolysis activity; ATP binding
Source: RefSeq, a predicted model, not a curated record